Messenger RNA from Puntigrus tetrazona (Sumatra barb), 2130 nucleotides. RefSeq names its product serpin peptidase inhibitor, clade G (C1 inhibitor), member 1 (gene serping1). Gene Ontology annotation, molecular function: serine-type endopeptidase inhibitor activity. The record is from RefSeq and is a predicted model, not a curated record. The transcript is spliced from 10 exons. Gene Ontology annotation, biological process: negative regulation of endopeptidase activity. Bases 135 to 1967 code for a protein of 610 amino acids. NCBI's taxonomy places the organism in Eukaryota, Metazoa, Chordata, Actinopteri, Cypriniformes, Cyprinidae.
AACAUCUGUGUAAUGAUUUACCAAUCAGCAGGGGAAAGAAAACACAGCAAGAGGAGCAGGCAGAAGAGGACAGACCUUUAUAGGCUUGACGCUUCUUUCCUGUUGAAAUUAGAUCUGUGAUUGAAUCCAACAGCAUGUUUCGCGUCCUCCUGUUGCUCUGUGCGGGUCUUUCCCUGUCUACCUGCGACAUCACUGUUCCUCAAGACUUCAGCAUUACUCUUUCUUGUCUUCCUGACGAUGCCACUUCGCUGUCUGAACCUGAAUACACCUGGAGCUUCACGUCCGCUCAGACGCAGCAGCAGCACACACUUCAGGAGAAAGGAAAAAUCCUGAACCUCAGAAACAUAAAUACCACCCAAGAAGGACAGUACAAGUGUGUUCAGGACGGCUUUAAAGAAGAAGACCGUAUGAGGUUGAGCAGAACAUUCACAAUACGCGUGGAAGAGCCCCUAGCCCUCCGAGAAUGGCAGGUCAUCAAAGGAGUAGCUGGGAAUGACGUGACGCUUCCAUGCAAGGCUGCUACGUUUUCCUCUUCCGGAGAGACACAAAACGACUCUGUUGUCUGGAAACGAGAGACAAAAAAUGGUGUGAUGCUUCUCAAGCCCGACAAAAACACAGAUGGCCAAGAGGAGGACAAGACACCUCAGAGGAUUUUCUGGAGCGAGAAUUUUCCUGAUAGAAAGGACUGGGCAAUUAAAAUUAGUCAGACCAAAGAGGAAGAUGCUGGGAUGUACCACUGUGUCAUAACUAAUACAUCUCAAACGCUGUCAGUGGAGCUGGAACUGGAAGCCCCUCCUCUGCCCCGCUGCUUUGGCCACACCGGCCCAUGGGAGGACUGUCAAGAACAGGACAGCAGGUCAGGGACGGUGAUUCUGCAGGAUUCACUCAGAGACUUCUCUGCCUCUAUGUACGCUGAACUUAAAGCCUUAAAACCCGAAGCCAACUUGAUCUUCUCCCCAGUCAGCAUUGCUCUAGCUCUUUACAACCUGCUACUGGGUGCUCGAGCAGAGACCAGAACACAGCUGGAAAGUGCUCUUAGGCUUCCUCCAGAAUUCUCCUGUGUGCAUUAUGAGACAAAGAAACUAAAAAAAGUGAUAAAGGACACGCUGGAAAUCGCCUCUGCUAUCUUUUAUUCCCCAGAGCAACAGUUGGGAGAAGUGUUUGUCAACCAGUCAAAGGAGUUCUAUGAUGCCGUGCCAGAGAAGCUGACCGAUGACGCCGAAGAAAACUUGAUUCUCAUCAAUCAGUGGGUGGCAAAGAAGACCAACCAGAAAAUCACUCAGUUGAUGGAUUAUAUGGAUCCCACCUACACAUUUAUUUUGUUAAAUGCGGUCUACUUUAAUGGUAAAUGGAAGACCGUUUUUGAAUCCACAAAUAAAUGGGACAACUUCACGACGUUUUCAGGUGAGCUCAUAGAAGUGCAGACUCUCUACAGCCCCAAGUACAACCUUCAAAUGGGCUACAACAAAAAAUUACAAGCUGAGGUUGCAAAGUUCCCUCUCACGGGUAAAAACAGCCUGUACAUACUGAUUCCCCACACAACGACAGAAAAAUCCUUUGUGUUGAUGGAGAAUAAUAUAAACAAAGAUUCUAUUGAAGCAAUGAUAUCUGAGAUGAAUAAAAUUCCAGCCCAAACCGCUGAGGUCACACUGCCUAAAAUUAAACUUACAGUGGACACACAACUAGGGGACGUACUGAAGAAACAGGGUUUGUCAGAUCUCUUCUCAGAUCCUAACUUGUGUGGAAUAUUUCAGGAGGACUCUAAAUCAUUCAUCUCAGAAGCUCGUCACAGGGCCUUUCUCUCGCUGACGGAGAAGGGAGUGGAGGCCGCUGCAGCCACAAGCAUCUCGUUUUCUCGCUCCUUCUCUUCUUUUACAGCUCUGCAGCCCUUCGUUCUUAUACUGUGGAGCGAUGAGGCUGCCGCUCCGCUUUUCAUGGGAAGAAUAAUCAAUCCACUCAACCCAUAAAAAGACAUCACAACAGUGUCUCGCCAAAAAAAAAAAAAAUCAAACUUUCAGUUCUACAUUCAUUCAUUCUUUUAUCACAAAUUCAUUUAUGUAACAAUAUCACGUUAUGCAUAGAGUUAGAAUGCAUGCAGAAUCUCGGUCAUUAAAGGUGUGCUUUACAUCA